ACAGGCUGUGACUUAGUGAGGCGGAGUUAAAGAGAUAGUUUAGUUUAUAUUGGUACUAAAAUAAGGUCACGACCUCUUUAUACGUGUUGAAUAGUUUCUCAAGUCAGGACCCUUUUUACUUUCAUUUUUACCUUACAUUUAGUGAGAAGUGUGUCUAUCAUCUCUACCUUUUCUAGUUCAACUGACCAACAAAGUGACCUAACAGUGUGUCGUUAGCUUUGGUUCAUCUUUAAUUUUUCCCUUUCAAGCUCCCAUCACUUCUGAAAUGGGUGCACCGAAAGACCUUACCGUGUGUAGCAAUAAUUCAGUAAAAAUAUCGGUUCCGUGGCAAUCACCAUCAGCAACACUUCGUCAGCAUCUAUCUUCGGCAUCAUGCAAUCAACACCACAGUAUUUCUUCAGCAACAAGUGGACUUAUUAUCCGUGGUUUAGGUUAUUUAACACAAAAAAAGGAGGAAAUUCUUCGAGACAUCAACAUGACUGUUCCAAAGGGAACCAUUUACGGUCUAUUAGGACCCAGUGGAUGUGGUAAAACAACUUUACUUCGAUGUGUCGUUGGAUGUCUUCGGCCUCAAUAUGGUCAAAUCAUGAUUUUUGGUAAACAACCAGGUCGUGAAACUUCUCAAAUACCAGGCCCUGGAGUAGGGUAUAUGCCUCAAGAAAACACAUUGUACGAGAAUAUGACCAUUGAAGAAGUUCUCAUCUAUUAUGGUCGAGUAUUUUUUCUCUCAAUCGAAGAAUUAUAUGAGAGAAUCAAAGGGUUAAUGGAAGUACUUGAGCUUCCUGAUAAAGGUCGUAUGAUUAAAAAGUUAAGUGGAGGACAAAAAAGACGUGUUUCUUUCGCCAUAGCCCUCAUCCAUCGACCAGGUUUACUUAUAUUAGAUGAGCCAACUUCUGGAGUUGAUCCGUUGCUGAGAGAAAAACUUUGGCAGCAUUUAAUGUUUAUCUCAAAAAAUCAAGGUUCUACAAUUAUUAUAACUACUCAUUACAUCGAAGAGGCUCGGCGGUCUCAUAAUGUUGGUUUCAUGAGACAAGGAAGACUUUUAAUGCAACAAGAUCCUGAUCGACUUUUAGCUGACCGUGGAGUUGAUACAUUGGAAGAUGCUUUCCUUGAUAUUUGUAGAAACCAAGGUAGAAUCAGCUGUGUUCCUGAACAAGAAAAAAUAGAGUACAAGGGAAAUGUUCCAACAGCCACUUUCAUCACCGAUCCUGUUUUAAUCAAGAAACGCCUCCGUGAAUGGUUUUUCAUCUUUUUUGGUGCCCUUUGGCGACAUUUGGUCAGUGAUAUUAGAGAACCCUUAACAAUCGGAUUUCAAUACGUUAUACCUAUUUUGUCCAUGUUACUUUUUGCUCUCUGUAUUGGAGGUCAGCCAUUUGAUAUCCCACUCGGUAUCGUUAAUGAAGAAGGUGGUUCAGAAGAUUUAGGUCAACAAUUUAUCAAUGCACUGGAUCCACAUUUGUUCAACGUUAUGAACUAUUCAGAUCUGAGUGAGGCGGCUGAAGCAGCUAAAGUGCGUGAUAUUUGGGGUUAUCUUCAUAUUCGUAAAGGUUUCUCUGAUUCGCUUUUAGAUAUUUUAUUUUCUGAAUCAGAGCCGGAUUUUUUGUCAAUCAACCAGAGUCACAUUCGUCUUCACGCUGAUCUUACAGAUCGAGUCAUAACAACAACAAUGCAUCGUUAUUUAGAUGAAACUUUUAUCAAUUUUGUUCAACGGGUAAUCCAGGGUGAUGAAAAUUCUGAUGUGCCAAUGCCUCAAUUUAUAGCUAAUCUACCAAUCAAAAUGGGUUCACCUGUCUAUGGAAGAAUAGAAAAGAAAAGUUACCGUGGUUACCGAGAUUUCAUGUUGCCCGGACUAAUUGUUAAUAUAACCUAUGCCAUUGCCUAUUCCUUGACAGCCCUGAACCUCAUCAAUGAGCGAAAAAAUCAAACCUUCGAAAGAAAUUAUGUGGCCGGUGUAAAGCCCUCGCAAAUGUUGUUGGCGUUCGCCUUAAGUCGAGUAAUCAUGAUGUCACUCUAUCUAUUUCUAAUUAUCUAUUUACCCAUCGCUGUCUUCAAAAUGCCAGUCGAUUGUAUCCAUAUCCUACACUCACUUCCCCUUCUCAUGCUUCUCAACAUGUCUGGAAUGACCUAUGGAAUGGUCAUCUCUGCCCUCUGUGAUUCAAUUGAACAGUGUGCCGUCUUCUCGGCAGCCACACUAUUUAUAAUACUUUUUAUGAGUGGUACAAUAUGGCCAAUGGAAUCGAUACCAGCCUAUUUCCGUUGGCUUUGUGAAUACGCACCAACAACGGCUGCUAAUGAAGCUCUGCGUGAUAUUUGGUAUAAAGAUUGGAGCAUGUUUACACCAAGAGUGGCAACAGCUCAUGGAAUUACAAUUGUCUGGACAUUUGUUUUCUUUUUGAUUGGUUUAAGAUUCUUUAGACUGAGCAAAUGAAGCAAUCAUUUUUAAUAUCAUCAUCAUCUUUCAUCUACAUCUUUACCACCUUUAGUUUUACUGCCCAUUUCUUUCCGUCAUCAACUACAAAAACCACCAUUUUUACAAUCACCUUCCAUUAUAUAUUUUUUUACUAUCAAAUGAAAUGCCAAAGAGAAUAUAAAUCAUUUUUUAUAAUGAAACGCAAAAAACAUCACACACUAAGAAAGAAAUUAAGAAUUUUAUAUAUUUUUUAUAUUUAUGAUUUCAAAAUGAAAAAACCCAUUAAAAUGAGUGACAAAAGUAAUCAUUGAAUUUUGAAUACAAAAAAAUGAAACUUGCUUUGCAACCUUAAU
Tetranychus urticae (two-spotted spider mite) is the source of this 2763-nucleotide messenger RNA. RefSeq names its product ABC transporter G family member 23. Gene Ontology annotation, cellular component: ATP-binding cassette (ABC) transporter complex; membrane. The record is from RefSeq and is a predicted model, not a curated record. Gene Ontology annotation, biological process: transmembrane transport. Lineage: Eukaryota; Metazoa; Arthropoda; Arachnida; Trombidiformes; Tetranychidae. Gene Ontology annotation, molecular function: ATP hydrolysis activity; ABC-type transporter activity; ATP binding.